Messenger RNA from Lagopus leucura (white-tailed ptarmigan), 1268 nucleotides. RefSeq names its product argininosuccinate lyase. Gene Ontology annotation, molecular function: argininosuccinate lyase activity. Lineage: Eukaryota; Metazoa; Chordata; Aves; Galliformes; Phasianidae. The transcript is spliced from 14 exons. The annotation marks the transcript as partial. Gene Ontology annotation, cellular component: cytosol. The record is from RefSeq and is a predicted model, not a curated record.
AUCUCUGAGGAAUGGUCUAAGGGAGUCUUUGUGGUGAAACAAAGUGAUGAGGAUAUUCACACUGCCAACGAACGCAGACUGAAGGAGCUGAUUGGGGAUAUAGCUGGAAAGCUGCACACUGGAAGAAGCAGGAAUGAUCAGGUUGUGACUGACCUGAAGCUGCUCCUGAAGAGUUCCAUCUCUGUCAUCUCCACUCACUUGCUGCAGCUCAUCCAGUCCUUGGUGGAGCGUGCUGCUACAGAAAUUGAUGUUAUCAUGCCUGGCUACACCCACCUGCAGAAAGCUCUGCCCAUCAGAUGGAGCCAGUUCCUGCUCAGCCACGCUGUUGCACUGAUUCGUGACUCUGAGCGCCUGGGUGAGGUGAAGAAAAGGAUGAACGUCUUGCCUCUGGGAAGCGGUGCUCUGGCUGGGAACCCACUGGAAAUUGAUAGAGAGCUUCUGCGUAGUGAACUGGACUUUGCAUGCAUCAGCCUGAACAGCAUGGAUGCCAUCAGUGAGAGAGACUUUGUGGUGGAAUUAAUCUCUGUUGCCACCCUGCUGAUGAUCCACCUUAGCAAGCUGGCCGAAGAUCUCAUCAUCUUCAGCACCACUGAAUUUGGCUUUGUGACUCUCUCUGAUGCCUACAGCACUGGGAGCAGCCUGUUGCCUCAGAAGAAGAAUCCUGAUAGCCUGGAACUGAUCCGCAGCAAAGCUGGUCGUGUGUUUGGACGGUUGGCUGCUAUUCUCAUGGUUCUGAAAGGAAUUCCAAGCACCUUCAGCAAGGAUCUGCAGGAGGACAAGGAAGCUGUCCUUGAUGUUGUGGACACUCUGACUGCUGUGCUCCAGGUUGCCACCGGAGUGAUUUCUACCCUCCAGAUCAACAAGGAGAACAUGGAGAAGGCUCUGACCCCUGAGUUGCUGUCUACUGAUCUGGCUCUCUACUUGGUUCGUAAAGGAAUGCCAUUCAGACAAGCUCAUGCUGCUUCUGGGAAGGCCGUCCACCUUGCUGAGACUAAAGGCAUUGCUAUCAAUAAACUCACUCUAGAGGACCUGAAGAGCAUCAGCCCUCUGUUUGCCAGCGAUGUCUCCCAGGUCUUCAGCGUUGUCAACAGCGUGGAGCAGUACACUGCUGUGGGCGGCACUGCCAAGAGCAGCGUGACUGCCCAGAUCGAGCAGCUGAGGGAGCUGCUGAAGAAGCAGAAGGAGCAAGCUUAGAGUGUGGGGACAAAUCCCGUGGCUGCAGCGUUGUGCUUAUCACACUAAUCCAGAGUUAAUAAACACUGUGGUGU